This is a messenger RNA of Notolabrus celidotus (New Zealand spotty), 4073 nucleotides long. RefSeq names its product peroxisomal biogenesis factor 1 (gene pex1). The record is from RefSeq and is a predicted model, not a curated record. The coding region runs from base 105 to 3824 and encodes 1239 amino acids. Gene Ontology annotation, molecular function: ATP hydrolysis activity; ATP binding. Gene Ontology annotation, biological process: protein import into peroxisome matrix. The transcript is spliced from 24 exons. Lineage: Eukaryota; Metazoa; Chordata; Actinopteri; Labriformes; Labridae. Gene Ontology annotation, cellular component: cytosol; peroxisome; peroxisomal membrane.
CAGAGAAGAAGAAGAAGUGCGAUGAAUUUGUUACCUAUGUUUGUUACACAUUUCCUGCUUGCAGUACAACCUGCUUUACCAAAACAGAGCUUGUCCGUGGGAUUAUGUGUAGUAGGCAGGGUAUUCACCACGUUACUGUUGUUUUUAAUAACACGAAGAACUGCUUUCUUCACCUCCCAUCGACGCUGAUUUCACAUCUAUGUUUGAACGAGAAUCAAGCUCUAGAGUUGUCCUGGGGUCAUGGAUGCCCUGUAUUCCUCAGCUGGACUCAAAACAGAACCUCCUCAAACCUGGACAGCCAUAAAGUAGAGCUGUGUAGACAACUGGGAGAGACGCUGGGCCUGAAAGAUGGAGAGCAGGGAUUCCUGAAACCGUGUCACCAGGUCUCAUCAGUGCAUCAAGUAUUUGUGGAGCCUGUGUCAUCAGAUGACUGGGAGAUCUUGGAGCUCCACAGUGCUGCACUGGAGCAGCAGCUGUUGGAUCAGAUAAGAGUGGUUUUCCAAGAUGCUGUGUUCCCUGUGUGGGUGGAUAGCCACACAGCCAUCUACAUUCGAAUAGGAUUGCUUUCUCCAUCUGUCCCCUACGGUCGCCUGGAGCAGUUCACUGAACUUGUUGUUUCUCCCAAGAGACGAGGCGGAACAGACGGCCUCAAUGGUUCUCCAGUGAAUGUUCAACAGAGUCAGCAUUUUACAGAUCAUUGCACCCCUGCAGGGCCGUCUUUAGCAAGUAUCUCUGCUGUCCCUCAGAGCAGCCAGUGGGGUGGCAUUGCAGACAUGAAGGGCCUGCUGCAGUACAUGAUAAAGAGAAGUAAUGACCCGAUGAAAGAGCUACCACCUGUACCAGAGGUCCCUGCACUGUUCAAAGACUCUGUCUACCGAGUGUGCGGCUCACCUCCUGACUCUCUUUGCACUAUAAAUCAGGUAGCAACAGGUGUCAUUCAUUUAUUUUCUUGGAGCCAGUGCUUGGAUGCCAGGCUGACAGGAGGCCAGUGUCCUGUUACCUAUAGUCUCAUCUCCAAAGUUCCCUCCCCGAAAGAAUCAAGGGACAGAGCCAAGCAGGCCAUGGAGAAGAAGAAAAAUGUACUUGUUACUAAAGUUGCCGUGGAUGGAGGAGAGAAUAAGAAAGACGAGGAAGCCUUGGUUGUCAGGGUGGUUUGCCAUGAUGUUGAGAAGCUAACAGGCAAAGAAAUGAACCCCACUGAGGGAGAGAUCCAUAGGGGAAGAGUAUGGAUCCCACCUGCCCUGGCGAUAAAGUUGAACAUCAUCCCACAUUCAACUGUAAGAAUAAAGCCGGUCAAAUCAACCAUCAAAGUAGCCUCCUCUGUCCGCCUGAAGCCCCUCAACCCUCAGCCUGAGGAGGAUGAUGAGGACAUCCGGACGGCUUUCCUUGGUUGGCUGCACACUCAGAGUCAUGAACCUUUAGCCUGCGUGAGUGCACGGUCUGGCAGCAUCGUCCUACAUGGAACUGAUGCAAAGUUGGAGUUUGCAUUAAAUGUACUGAAACCAGAACCAGAGAAUGACCCUCCAGACCAGCUGUUUCUGCUAGCACCUGCUGUUCUCCAAAAGCAAGAUAUACAGGUUGACCGAGAGCAAGUGACUGUGAGAUCUACAGCUGGAGCACCCAUACCAGAGCUUCCCUUCCUCUGCAGUCUUGGUGGGAUUGAUGAGCUCAGCGGAGCUGGAUUUGAGUUUAUCUCCCACAGCCUUCUGAGUAGUCCUCUAGCAAGGGAGCUUGGUACCACUGGAAGGGGACUCAAAGGAGGGGCUCUGCUUAUAACUGGUGCUAAGGGAAGUGGAAAGAGUGCCUUGUCCAGAGCCCUCUGUGGUAAAGCCAGAGCAGAUCUGGAUGCACACGUGGAGGUGGUGGACUGCAAAAAAUUUCAAGGAAAAAGGGCAGAAACAGUGAGACAGAUGCUGCAGGAUGUUUUCGAACAGGCAGAGUGGAGGCAACCUGCAGUCGUUCUACUUGAUGACCUGGAUCACAUGACUGGGGCACCAACUUCACCAGAACAUGAGCAUGGUCCUGAGGCAGUGCUGCAACUGCACAUAGCCCAAAGUCUGAAGGAUCUGGUGGAUGAUGCGGUGAUUCACUCCAGCCUGGUGUGUCUGAUUAUCACCAGCCAGAGUGAGCACUCCCUCCACCCCUCUCUGACAGAGGUCCAGGGGUCCCACUUCAUCCAAAGCUUCAUACACAUCCAGCCACCUGACCAGGUGCAAAGAGCAGAAAUCCUGCGCUGCCUCAUUACUGGGAAAAAAAAACUUUCUUGGGAGACUUUACACACUACAGACUUGGCAGCUGUUGCCAAAAAAACAGAAGGAUACACACCUCAAGACCUGGUCCUACUGUUGGAGCGGGCUGUCUUUGAAAGCACUGUGCAGAGAGAACCCAAUGACCAAGAUUUGCGUCUUACAAUGAGGGACUUUGCACAGGCUCAGAAAGGUUUCACACCUCCCUCGCUGUGGGGUGCAGACCUCCAUACCCCAAGUGGAAUGGGACUGGAGAGAGUGGGGGGACUGAAGGAGGUGCGAGAGCACCUAAUGGACACCAUCAUGCUGCCUGCUAAGUACCCCAACCUGUUCUCCAAACUUCCUAUUCGUCAUUGCUCGGGAAUAUUGCUGUACGGAGCUCCUGGUACAGGGAAGACCCUGCUGGCGAGAGCUGUAGCCAAAGACAGCGGCAUGAACUUCAUCAGCAUCAAGGGACCUGAACUUUUGAGUAAAUACAUCGGAGCCAGUGAGCAGGGAGUUCGUGAUGUCUUCCAGAGGGCCCAAGCUGCCAAGCCGUGUAUCCUGUUCUUUGAUGAGUUUGACUCCCUUGCUCCCAAGAGGGGCCACGACAACACAGGUGUAACUGACCGAGUGGUCAACCAGCUCCUCACCCAGCUGGACGGAGUGGAGGGACUGCAGGGUGUGUAUGUGCUGGCAGCAACCAGCCGCCCAGAUCUGAUUGAUCCAGCCCUCCUGAGACCUGGACGACUGGACAAGUCCCUCUACUGCCCCCCUCCUGACCUGGAAGCCCGUGUGGAGAUCCUGAAGGCUCUGAGUGUUGGUAUCAGUUUGGCAGCUGAUAUAGAUCUACAGGUGCUGGCAGAGGCGACUAAGCUGUUCACUGGGGCAGACCUGAAGGCUUUGCUCUACAACGCCCAGCUAGAGGCCGUCCACAACAACUCAGCCUCCAACAGUCAGCAUGAACUGACCUGUGGUUCAGAAAGCGACAUGAGCCUGUCCUCCAUGAAUUUCCCAAACAACAGCACCAGCUCAGAUGAGUCAGUUGGGGAGGGGGACCCAGUUAUGGCUCUGGACCCCCCCAUGGUUCAAGAGUCCAGUGAAUUUCCAACAGAAGCCAGCAGGGUUUGGAGACUCUACUAUGGAAGCUCCUACGAAUCCGAGUCAAGAAAUUCACCAGUUUCAGGACUGAAUUGUCAUUGCGUUUCUGGACAAAACUCCAUGACGCAUGACUGUACUAGACCAGGUGCUCGUGACCCUGGUGGCUCUGUCACACCUGCCUUCAUGUCCUCCCUCCAGAGUGGGUUUGAAGAGCUUGGUGUUGAGCAGCUGGAGCGCUUGCAAGAAGACAUAAAAAACAUAAAAAACAACUCCAGGCGAACCAAUGAGCGUGUCAGGGUGCCUACAGCCUCCAGCCAGCCUGGCCUGAUGCUGUGUCAGGCUCAUGUGAACUCUGCCCUGGCUGUGACCAGACCAUCUCUCAGAGAAGAUGACUGGAAGAGAUACACAGAACUGAAUGAAACCUUUGGCGGUGUAGGAGACAGAAGAUCUCCUCGCUCUGUCCCAUUUCCACCUGGACAACGUGUGACUCUGGCUUAAUCAGACAGUUUAGUUUCAAUUAACUAAUUUGUGAUUGUGAAGUCACUCAUUAAUAGCUAUUAUGCAAUUAUUCAGCAUCAUUGAGUUAAGCAAUUUAGAUCUUUAAAAGCAGUUUGAAUUCAACUUUUGUUCAGAUGUUUUGUACUGACAACUUCCAGUUAGAUCUGUAUGUGCUUAAAAUGUAAUUACUGUUCAUAUGUAUAAUCUAUAUAAAUAUCAUAAUUGAUCUAAUUAUAAAAUAAAUAUUUC